Ilex paraguariensis (yerba mate) is the source of this 488-nucleotide messenger RNA. Lineage: Eukaryota; Viridiplantae; Streptophyta; Magnoliopsida; Aquifoliales; Aquifoliaceae. The record is from the annotation of a GenBank genome assembly.
AGGCAAGAAAAAUGAAUAUUUUGCAAUCGGACCGAAUUCAGAAUAUUUUAGUUCGAGAUAUACUGUUAUUUGAAAAUCAGCUAUCUUUGUUUGUCCCCAUCCGCCUAUCGAGCGAGGCCAACGGACCAGACUUUUCAGUGGAAGGCGCUUUAUGGAGUUACAUCAAUGGGAGAACUAGAUUAAUGCUCCAUCCUCAUUUUAAAAGUCCACCUAGGGAGGUAAAUUUGCAUCAUCUUCUAGGCGUCAUGCGUUAUGCCACACGUCCUUCAUUUCUGGAUGACUUGCAUGAUGUCACCAUCUCCUAUUCAGAGUUACCAAGAUGUGCCACGGAGCAUCAAAAUGCCGGGAUUAAAUUUAAGAGAGGCAAAGUUCCUGAACCAUGGAUGGAUAUAGAGUUCAAAAAUGGAAUUAUGAGAAUCCCGCCUUUUAUUAUUGGUGAUGACAUGGAGCUAUUACUCAUAAAUUUGAUUGCAUAUGAGAACUUUUAG